UCUCUCCACCUCCCACACCUCGCUCAGCCCCGCCUCGCCCUCGUCACUUGCGCACCACACAGCGCAGCACGCAGCACAGCGCAUCACACUUCCUCGCCGCGCCCUCCGUCGCACCACCGCGCGCCCGCACCAUGGCUGCCGCCGCUCGCGCGCCGCCGCGCCUCCUCCAGUUCAAGCUCGUCCUCCUCGGCGAGAGCGCCGUCGGCAAGUCGAGCCUCGUCCUGCGCUUUGUCAAGGACCAGUUCGACGACUACCGGGAGAGCACCAUCGGUGCCGCCUUCCUGACGCAGACGGUCAGCCUCGAUGAGUCGACGACUGUCAAGUUCGAGAUUUGGGACACGGCAGGGCAGGAGCGCUACAAGUCGCUCGCGCCAAUGUACUACCGCAACGCCAACUGCGCCGUCGUCGUCUACGACAUCACGCAGCCUUCGUCGCUAGAGAAGGCAAAAGCAUGGAUUCGGGAGCUGCAGCGGCAGGCAGAUCCCAACAUCAUCAUUGCGCUGGCGGGCAACAAGGCGGACCUGGCCAGCCGGCGUGCUGUGCCGAGCGAGGAGGCACAGGCGUACGCGUCCGAGGAGAACCUGCUCUUCCUCGAGACGUCGGCCAAGGACAACGCCAACGUCUCGGAGCUCUUCACGAUGAUUGCGCGCAAGCUGCCGCUCGAGUCGGCCGCCAACGCGCAGCGCGGCGGCGGGCGUGGCGGCAGCACGCUGGGCGGCGCCGCUGCGGGCCAGCAGCGGCCGGGCGUGGAUCUGCGGGGCAACCAGGGCCAGGGCAACGGUGGCUGCUGCUGACCUCGUCGCUGCUCUCCUCAUUUGUCUCGCUCGCUACGCCAUCGCUGCGCUUAUGUCUGUCUCCUCCCGCUGUACUCUAAUCUGGCGCACGCAUGGCCGAUGCCCCGCGUGCCGCCCACCACGUGUACAUACCUCUCGCGCCACGUCCCUUCACGCAAUGCCACGCCGG
This is a messenger RNA of Tilletiopsis washingtonensis, 963 nucleotides long. RefSeq names its product ras-domain-containing protein. Bases 132 to 794 code for a protein of 220 amino acids. NCBI's taxonomy places the organism in Eukaryota, Fungi, Basidiomycota, Exobasidiomycetes, Entylomatales. The record is from RefSeq and is a predicted model, not a curated record. The transcript has 7 exons. Gene Ontology annotation, molecular function: GTPase activity; GTP binding.